Daphnia carinata is the source of this 1406-nucleotide messenger RNA. RefSeq lists its product as uncharacterized. Gene Ontology annotation, biological process: cobalamin transport. The transcript has 6 exons. The record is from RefSeq and is a predicted model, not a curated record. NCBI's taxonomy places the organism in Eukaryota, Metazoa, Arthropoda, Branchiopoda, Diplostraca, Daphniidae. Bases 62 to 1369 code for a protein of 435 amino acids. Gene Ontology annotation, molecular function: cobalamin binding.
GCUGACACAUUCAAAAUCUGUGGUGGUCGUGGAGUGUUGAACUUUUAGUGAGAUUAGAGAAAUGAAUCCUUCAGGACGUGUCUUCUUCAGCCUGUUGGGGUUACUGAACUAUUUUAGUGGACAGAUUCUGGCCAGCGAUGCCUUGUUUCGAAAUGGCGAUGAUCGAGUAGCUGACUCAUCGAAAAGGGCUGCGUCAUGGUUGUUGAACCGUCGUAAUAGGCAAUGGCAUUGGGGUCGUUUGGUCAAUUCUCAAGCUCUUUUAGCUCUUUCCAGAUCUGAAGUCUUCAAUUCAUCUCUACCUGAAUUUCAAUUGGCCAUUAAACAAGUAGAAUUAGACUUUCUUCUAGAUCGAUUAAGGCAUGGAGAGUUGGAAUUGUAUUCAGACAGGUUAAUUCCACUCGCUGUAUCACUCACUUCACUUUGUCAUAGUCCAACUCAUUAUUACGACUAUGAUUUGUUGGAUGGACUAUUGGACUACAGGAGAAAGACGAACAAUUUUACGUUUGCUAUGGAAAUGCUGGCCGUUUGUGGUGGGGACGGAGUCAUUCGACGGGUACACAUCCGCCGAUUAGUAUGGCUACUCAAUCCAAAAAUGUGGACUAGUCCAUCAAUAAGUUUCGAUACCUUGUCCAUGGUGCUCAUGGCAACUGGAUGUAUUGCUGAGCAUUAUGGUCAUCCAUACCUUUUGCCAUUUGCGGAUAAAAUAGCAGAGGUCCUCAUCAGCAAACAAGAACGCGACGGUUCGUUUGGCAAUAGAAACAUCAUCUCCACUGCCAUGGCCAUCGAAGCCUUGCAAAUUCGUGGAUUGUCUGUUAACGUCGAUCCAACAAUUCGAGCUUCAAUUGAUUGGUUGAUAUCCAAUCAAAUGGAGGACGGUUCCUUCGAUUCCGACUUGAUGGCAACAAGUGAAGUUCUUCUAGCUUUGUCACCGAAGGGCGGUAGGUCCUAUGUACACAUAAACCAAUGUCCACGAGAAGUAACGGCAUCUAGGAAUCCAAUGCCCAAUGACGUUCCAAUUCAAAUCCAAAUUUGGAUCGGAGAACAGCCUUCUGUAAAGCGCCAGACUUUUCAUCUUCAAGUGCCUGUCAAUUCAACCGUCUACGAAGCUCUUCUGAUUGCCCAGGCUGAUGGAUUACUCCGUUUUGAAACGAGAGAGUAUUCGUUUGGACAUUACCUGCUAUCGAUAAACAACACGAGUGAAGUGUACGAUGCUUCCAAUGUCCACCAAGGCUGGGUGAUCUAUAUCCUCCCAUCAGCUGCUCAAGGUAAACCGGAUGCUAAAUAUCAGAUGAAGAAAUCCAUAUCAUCCUACAGGAUCACGAGUGGAGAUGGCAUUUUGUUCUGGUACCGAAAUCUAAACCGCGAGUAAUUGGAGUGAAUUGAUGGGAAUAAAAGAAUUGAAACAA